Aquila chrysaetos chrysaetos is the source of this 1439-nucleotide messenger RNA. Its product is annotated as delta(3,5)-Delta(2,4)-dienoyl-CoA isomerase, mitochondrial. The record is from RefSeq and is a predicted model, not a curated record. Gene Ontology annotation, molecular function: delta(3,5)-delta(2,4)-dienoyl-CoA isomerase activity. Bases 530 to 1396 code for a protein of 288 amino acids. Lineage: Eukaryota; Metazoa; Chordata; Aves; Accipitriformes; Accipitridae. The transcript is spliced from 10 exons. Gene Ontology annotation, cellular component: mitochondrion.
UCAGCCCCUCCCCAGGGACUCCCACUCCCUCCCCAGUGCAUCCCAGUUCCCCCAGCCCUUCUCUAGUGGGUCCCAGUGCCCCCAGCUCUUCUCCAACAGGUCCCAGUUCCUCCCUAGGUAUUCCCAGUCUCUUCUCGGUGUGUUCCAGUGGCCCCAGCCCCUCCCCAAGCACUCCCAGUCCCUCCCCAGUGUGUCCCAAUGCCCCCAGCUCUUCUCCCACUGUUCCCAGUCCCUCCCUGGGUACUCCCACUCCUUCCCCAGUGCGUCCCAGUCCCUCCCCAGUGUGUCCCAGUGCCCCCCCAGUGUGUCCCAGUGCCCCCAGCCCUUCUCCGGUGGGUCCCCGCACCUCCCCAGGGACUCGCAGUCCCUCCCCGGUGGGUCCCAGUCCCUCUCCAGUGUGUCCCAGUGCCCCCAGCUGUUCUCCAGUGGGUCCCAGUCCCUCCCCAGGGACUCCCAGUCCCUCCCCGGUGGGUCCCAGUGCCCUGGUGACGGGCUGGGUGCCGCAGCGCUUCAGGUGCCGGCCCGGCUGAUGUCGGCGGAGGCGGCGGAGCGGCGUUCGCCCGGCCGCAGCUUCGAGACGCUGCGGGUGACGCCGGAGCGGGACCACGUCCUGCACGUGGAGCUCCACCGCCCCGAGAAGAGGAACGCCAUGAACGUGGCAUUCUGGAGGGAGAUGGUGGAGUGCUUCCAGGACAUCAGCCAGGACACGUCCUGCCGCGCCGUCGUCAUCUCGGGCGCCGGGAAGAUCUUCACGGCUGGGAUCGACCUGAUGGAGAUGGGCAGCGACUUCCUGAUGGUGGAGGGCGAGGACAUGGCCAGGAAAGCCUGGAACCUGCGGCGGAAAAUCUGCGAGUACCAGGAGACCUUCUCGGUGCUGGAAAAGUGCCCGAAGCCGGUGAUCGCGGCGGUGCACGGCGCCUGCAUCGGUGCAGGUAUCGAUCUCAUCUCUGCCUGCGACAUCCGCUACUGCACCCAGGACGCCUGGUUCCAGGUGAAGGAGGUGGACAUCGGGCUGGCGGCCGACGUGGGCACCCUGCAGCGUCUCCCGAAGAUCAUGGGUAGCCAGAGCCUCGUCAACGAACUGGCCUUCACCGCCCGCAAGAUGAUGGCCCCCGAAGCGCAGAGCUCCGGCUUGGUGAGCCGGGUUUUUGCCGACAAGGAGACGCUGCUGCAGGGAGCCUUGGAAGUGGCCGCCACCAUCGCGGCUCGGAGCCCCGUGGCCGUGCAGGGCACCAAGGUGAACCUGAUCUACUCGCGGGACCACCCCGUCUCCGAGGGCCUCCGUUAUGUGGCCACCUGGAACAUGAGCAUGCUGCAGACCGAGGACAUCCUCAAGUCGGCGCAGGCGGCGAUGGAGAAGAAGGGUCCCGAGGACAUCCCCUUCUCCAAGCUGUAGGGCCACCGCGGCCCCCCCCCGACAAUAAAUCUGGCUGUCCCCA